Molecule: messenger RNA, 968 nt
Organism: Bursaphelenchus okinawaensis
Lineage: Eukaryota; Metazoa; Nematoda; Chromadorea; Rhabditida; Aphelenchoididae
Source: the annotation of a GenBank genome assembly
AUGCCGUUACUAGUAUUGACUGGAUAUCCUUCAUCUGGAAAAACUACGAUAUCUGAGAGAAUAAAGCGUUUUUUGGAAGAAAAAGGUCACAACCUUGUUAGAAUACUGGACGACUACUUUGAUUCAGAGUAUGAAAAGACAAUUGAACAAUAUGCUACGAAAAGAAAGGUAAUAAUAUUUUAUUAGAAAUUGUUUAUUCUUAGUUAACUGAUCAUAACAACUGCAUGAGGUCGGAAGUUCUACGCUGCUUAUCUGCUGACAAGGAAGUUUUCUUAAUCGUGGACACGCUCAGUUAUGCCAGAAGUAUGUUUUCAAAUUUCUUCACUUUUUUGAUGUUUUCUGUUGUUUUUCACUUUUCAAUUUUAGGUCAGAGAUACGAGCUUUUCACAGUGGCCAAGAAUGUAAAAACGACAUUUGGAAUAUUAUUUUGCGACACAAAUGAAGCGACGUCUUCUUACUUGAACGAACAAAACCACAACUACUCUGAAGAUCUGUUGACAGAUUUGAUAGCCAGAUACGAAAAGCCUAAUGCUCGACUGUCUGGCGAAAAACCGUUAUUUGAAGUCAUAGUCAGAAGAGGAAUGGAAUCAGAUUUGGACAGUUUGCCCCAGAAUGUUGACUUGCCUCUAGAUGACAUUUAUGAAAGUCUGGCUUUAGCCAAACCAUUGAAAAAUAAUGCUUCAGUAGCGGCUUCCCAUAAAAUAAGCACGGACUUUGUGCAAGAAGUGGAUAAAACUACGCAACAAGUAAUAAAGCAUAUCUUGGCCAACCAAGGUCAGGUUGGUGUUGGUGGAUUCAUCGUGUUUCCUUGGGAUGUUGAAGUACGAUAUCAAGUUAAGAAAGUCACUUCAUUGCCUACUCUUUCAAGGUAUAGGACCCAGUUCUUGGACAUGACAAGAAAGAAUCUAAUUGCAUCUGGGACUUCUGUUACUAAUUUGUUUGUUGAUUACUUGAAGUCCGUUGUAUAA